Messenger RNA from Cololabis saira (Pacific saury), 3833 nucleotides. It is a transcript of the gene ubtfl, whose product is annotated as upstream binding transcription factor, like. The transcript has 21 exons. The coding region runs from base 918 to 3035 and encodes 705 amino acids. The record is from RefSeq and is a predicted model, not a curated record. NCBI's taxonomy places the organism in Eukaryota, Metazoa, Chordata, Actinopteri, Beloniformes, Belonidae.
GAACCACAGGUCUGGAGCCCGGCUCUCCUCCGGCACCAGUCCCUAAAGAUGGACAAACACCAGUUCCCACGAUGCGGGCUGUCUCCACCCACCAGCUGUGGUCACCUGGAGCUCUGAUAGGGUUAUUGAUCAGAUCAUUACCUCAGAUUUCAUAGUCAAAAAAAGUAUGCCAUUCUAUGAAGCAAAUUAAUUUAAUUAAAAUACGUAACGUAACGCGGACGGCCCCUCACGCACGUCCACACCUGUGGACGGUUUCAGGUUGAUGUGUGAGCUGGAGCUGAUUGAUCAACGGGACCAGCUGGGCAGGUCCGGGUCCCGGCAGGAGGGCGGCUGGAUGGCGGAUCUCGGAGCCGGCGGACGGUGUCCCGUCAGCGGGCAGGGUGCCAUGGUGAUGCGGGCUGCUGCACUGCAGGAUGCAGGUCGCCCGGCGGCCACGGGCCGCUGCACGGAGGAGCCUCCUCGCUGAGGCGGAACCCGCGACUCCCGGUGCCCGCCGGGGGCUCCCGGAGCCGGGGCCGCCGGCCACAGCCUCCCCUCCGCCGCAUCCCCGCCAGCAGCGGCGGGCUGACGGGCCCCCGGGCCCCGGUCCUCCUCCUCCCCGCCGGUGGAGCAUCUGCACCCGGGCCGGUUCAGAUCAGCAUCCGCAGAGAAAAGGACGCGUUCCUGGAAAAAAUGUGUAAAAGUGUGAAAUAGCCGGUCCUCCCCCUGCGGCGCGGGGCGGAGCUCCAUACCGGACUAGACGCUCCUUCUGUCGGAUUCGUUUCGACCCGACUCCCCGGGGUUUACGGCUGAAAAAGGCACACUUUCAAAGUCCCAAAAUCGCCCAAACGACCGAGGCUGUGAGCGGUAAUAACCCGGGCUUCCGACCGAACUAGCAGAGGAGGGAGCGGCGGAGUCUUCUCAGCAGGUGCUGCAGGAUGAACGGCAGCAGCAGCGUCUCCGCGGCUCAGGGCGCCACGAUCAAGACCGAGAUAGGUGAGUGGAGUAAGGAGGAGUGUCUGACCCUGCUGGAGAGGAUUCGCAGCAUGCUGCCGGACGCAGACGGCAUGAAGUAUAAGACCACUGAGUCGCACUUUGACUGGGACAAAGUUUGUUUCGGGAGUUUCACCGGUGAUAUGUGCCGGCAGAAGUGGAUUAAGGUCUCCUCAGAGGUCCGGAAGUACAGAACGAUGACGGAGCUCAUCGUGGACGCCAUGGAGUUUGUCAAGAACCCGUACAAAGGCAAGAAGCUGAAGACUCACCCCGACUUCCCCAAGAAGCCUCUGACUCCGUACUUCCGCUUCUUCAUGGAGAAACGAGCCAAAUACGCCAAAAUCCACCCGGAGAUGAGCAACCUGGAUCUCACCAAGAUUCUGUCCAAGAAGUACAAGGAGCUGCCCGAGAAGAAGAAGCAAAAGUACAUCACAGAGUUCCAGCGAGAAAAGGAAGACUUUGAGAAGAACAUGAACCGCUUCAAAGAGGAGCAUCCAGACCUGAUAGAGGAGAGAAAGAAGUCGGACUUGCCAGAGAAACCCAAAACGCCCCAACAGCUGUGGUACAAUCAUGAGAAGAAGAGCUACAUGAAGCUACACCCAGAGGUGAGUCAGAAGGAGCUGAAGGAGAUUCUUCGGAGACAGUGGUCUCAGCUGUCGGACAAGAGAAGACUCAAGUGGAUCAGCAAGGCCCUGGAGCUGCAGAAAGACUACGAGGGCAGUAUGAGGGCGUAUCAUGAAGCUCAUCCAGAUAUCAACUCAGACGAACACGUCCGCUCCGUCCUCACCAAGGCCGAGAGGCAGCUGAAGGACAAGUUCGAUGGACGGCCAACGAAACCUCCACCUAACGGCUACUCUCUGUACUGCGCUGAGCUGAUGGUGAACAUGAAGGACGUGCCCAGCACCGAGCGCAUGGUGCUCUGCAGCAAACAGUGGAAGAUGAUGACGCAGAAGGAGAAGGACAUGUUCCAGAAACGCUGCGAGCAGAAAAAGAAGCAGUACGACGUGGACCUGCAGCGCUUCCUGGAGAGCCUUCCAGAUGAGGAGCGAGACCGGGUUUUAGGGGAGGAGAAGAUGGGCGGUUCCAGGGGCGUGGCCUCCAGCCCACACAGGGCCAAGUCUCCAUCAGUGAAGGAGCGAAUUCGGGAGGCGGAGCCAGAAACGUGGGCGCCUGCCGGGGCGCCCAAUAACAGGCGGGACGUGAAGAAGACGGGGAAGCUCCCAGAGACACCAAAAACGGCUGAAGAGAUGUGGCAGCACAGUGUGAUCGGAGACUACCUGGCCAAAUACAGAAGCGAUCGCAGGAAGGCUCAGGGAGCAAUGGAGGCGACCUGGAAGUCCAUGGAGAAGAAGGAGAAGAUCCUCUGGAUCAAGAAGGCGGCAGAGGACCAGAAGCGUUACGAGGUUCAGUACCGACCCGUGAGGGAGCUGUUGGAGAUGAGGACUCCGGCGGGGGCUCAGCGGAAGCCAAAGUUCGACGGGGAACCGAAGAAGCCUCCGGUGAGCGGCUAUCAGAUGUUCUCCCAGGAGCUGCUGACGAACGGCGAGUUGAACCAUUUCAGCCUGAAGGAGCGCAUGGUGGAGAUCGGCAAGCGGUGGCAGAAGCUCAGCCAGAAUCAGAAGGACAAGUACAAGAAGCUGGUGGAGGAGCAGCAGGUGGAGUACAAGGCUGAGCUGGAGGCCUGGGUCAAGUCUCUGACUCCGCAGGACCGAGCAGCGUACAAGGAGUUCUCCAGCUCGAAACGACGCAGCACCGCUAAAGUUCGCAGCAGUCCGGUCGCUAAAGUCCGCGUCACAGCAAAGGGGAAGGCCGGAGGAUCAAGGGCAGCGACACCGGGCGUGAGCGUGGGCAAGAGGGCGAUGGCGUACCGCGCCAAGCAGGACAUGUCUGACUCAGACGACGAAGAAGAGAAGAGCGACUCGACAGACUCUGAUGAAGAUGAUGAGACAUCGGGAAGCACUGACAGUGAGGACGAAGAUGAGAAUGACGAAGAUGAUGAUGACGAAGAGGACGAUGAAGAUCAGAGCUCCUCAGAAGAAUCCAGCGAGUCAGACUCAGAUUAGCCCCACCCACUCCCACUCAUUGAUGAGGACAGGCUGUGCAGGCCACACCUCCUCACACGCCACUCAUCCCGGAGGAUCAAUGAGAGGUGGCGAUGGCAGAAGUGGGCGGAGCCUUCCAGGGCAUUUUUGUUACUAGUGUUUGUUGGUUUUUAUCUGAUGGACGUUCGGGACUAGUUGACGAGGGUUUCUUAGUUGUUUUUUUUGUUGUUUUUGAGGGGUUUGUACAGUGUUAAAGACAGGGGGUGGAGCCUGUUGGUUACCGGUGAGGGGGAGGAGUCAGUGUUGGACAUCCCCCUCAUAAAAUAAAAAUUAAAUAAAUGCACUUUUUCUCACCUCUUUGUUGUGUCAUCGGUGACAUCACGGCUGCAAAAAGUGUGCAGCCUAAACCCUCUAUUUCCUGUGUGCUCUGGUGAGCAUCCUGUCAGUCCUCCCCCUGCUCCCCGCUCACUCUGCUGUUACUGAUUACCUUUCUAAACCAACCAGGCAUGUUCCUGCAGGUCACAUUGCCAUGGCAACAAAGGCAGUCGGAGGAUGUUUGUUUCUAAACUUAAUCUGGUCAAAGGGGGGGGCGGGGCUUCCCCCACUUCAAAUAGAUACAUGGGGCCCAUCUGUGGUUAGACUUUAUCACCAGAUGGAGUUAAUGUUCAUAAUGAUGAAAACGUCCUGUAAGUUCAGGUUCCUCAUGUACUAACAGUUACACACAAAAUGAACGUAGUACAAAAAGUAAGGAAAUUUGUGUUUGGUAGAUGUCUUUGUUGUAACGAUGCUUCUUGGCAAUAAAUCUCAUACCGUUGGAAA